Messenger RNA from Raphanus sativus (radish), 1206 nucleotides. RefSeq lists its product as uncharacterized. Bases 71 to 1036 code for a protein of 321 amino acids. The record is from RefSeq and is a predicted model, not a curated record. Lineage: Eukaryota; Viridiplantae; Streptophyta; Magnoliopsida; Brassicales; Brassicaceae. The transcript is spliced from 6 exons.
GUCACUGACGCUUAAUUAAAACAACAGAUCGCCAAAAAAAAAAAAAAAAAAAAUCUACGCCGAGAAAAAAAUGGAGGAUCUAUGGAAGAGGGCGAAAUCAUUCGCGGAGGAAGCAGCGAAGAAGUCUCAAACCAUAACCUUACAAUCAUCCUCCACCACCUUCGUCAACCUCGUCUCCGAGACGGCCAAGAAAUCCAAGGAGUUCGCGAUCGAAGCCUCCAAGAAGGCCGAGCAGAUCAACGUCUCCGAUUUCGUCUCCGAGACGGCGAAGAAGUCCAAGGAGUUCGCCGCCGAGGUGUCCACGAAGGCGGAUCAGCUCAAGGUCGUCGCGAUGAAGCAGGCGGAUCAGAUCCAGAACAUGAAGUCCAUUGCUGAUAUCAUUCCGCCUCAGCUCGCGGCGUUUGGGUCCGGAUCGGGAUCUGGAUCUGUUGUCUCGGAGGAGGAGUUGUUGAGCUUUGGGAUCACGGAUGAUCUCAGAGAGUUUGUUAAGGGAUUGACCUCUGAUACGUUCAAGGCUUUCCCUGAACAAGAUGAAUCGUCGGAAGUUUCUGAAUUGGGAACGACUGAGUCGAAUGUAAGGAAGGAUCUAUCGGAGUGGCAGGAGAGACAUGCUACUCUUGUUCUUGGCUCUGUCAAGCAAAUUUCGAAGCUGAGGUAUGAGUUAUGCCCAAGAGUUAUGAAAGAGAGGAGAUUCUGGAGGAUAUACUUCACCUUAGUCAGCACUCAUGUUGCACCGUAUGAGAGGAAGUACAUGGAGGAACUUAGGAACAAAGCAGAGAGUAAAGAUGAAGAAGCUAAGAAGACACCAGGAGCUGGAGGGACAGAAACAGCUGAAAAGAAUGUGACAAAGAAUAGAACAUCUACUGCAUCCUCUGAGCAGGAUCUCGAUACAUUCCUCUUGGGAGAUCUAGAAGACAGCGACGAAGCUCCUGAUGAUGGUGAUGGUGAAGGAAGCCUAGAUGAUGAUGAUUUUGACAAGAUUGGCAACUCCGAUGUUGAUGAAGAGAAAAAGAAAGAGACAACUGCAGCAAACUAGAAAUAUAUAUAUAUUAUAGUUUUGUACAACCCACAUGAGGGGAAGUUAACGAUGAUGGUAUAUGAUCUUUGUCUCUUCAUCAGUGUAUAGCUUUUGCUUUAGCGAAUAUGCAAAAGAAGACGCAUUUUAUUCAUUUGAUUCGCAUUUUAUAAAGACCAUACUUUUUUGUG